This is a messenger RNA of Arabidopsis thaliana (thale cress), 981 nucleotides long. RefSeq lists its product as uncharacterized. NCBI's taxonomy places the organism in Eukaryota, Viridiplantae, Streptophyta, Magnoliopsida, Brassicales, Brassicaceae. The record is from RefSeq and is marked reviewed. The coding region runs from base 367 to 672 and encodes 101 amino acids. The transcript has a single exon.
CUCGUUAUAAUCAUACUUUUGUUUAAUUAAAAAAACAAAAACAAAUAAUUUCUAGUACAUCUUAUAUUACAUACUAUAGUUUGAUGAUAAAAAUAAAAUUCAAAUGACGAUUAUCAUGUCGAAAAGACAAAUAAUAAUUGUCUUACUGACCUACCUGCCUGCCUCUAUAUAUAUACUAGUCUUUGGUCGCCUUUACUAUAACCAAACAUCGAGCUUGCCUUAGAGUUUGUCUCAAGCUUCUCCUUUUUUGGUAUUUUGUCUUAAGCUUCCUUGCUUCUCUUUCUUCUUCUUCUCUACUCUUUCUCUCUAUUUCAAACCUUCGUUUUCUUUCCUUUUUUGUAUAAAAUCUUAAAAUCAACCAAGACAAUGGAAAUGAAAUUGCUCUUUACAUCGGCUUUCACCCAAAUGUUCGGCUACUCGAACCAUAUGGAUCAAGCCAGCAACUGCCAAAGCACCCGCAACAAAAUUAUAAAGAUGAUGAAGAAAGAAGAAUUCCCAAGUGGAUUCCAAGUCCCUCUUCACUACCCUAAAUACUCCAAGUCUGAUUACGAAGUUAUGGAUGAUCUCCGCCUUGACUUGCUCCUCAAACAAUAUGGAUUCUCCUUUGAAGGAUCUCUUGAAGACAAGAGGGUUUUUGCAAUUGAAUCAUUUCUCUGGCCUGAUCAGCUUUAGAUGGUCUAUGUUGGUGUUGAAUGAUCUUAUAUCGCUCUCCACAUGCAUAUCAAUGAGCCUAUACUCGAGUGGUUGAAUGUUUUUAAAAUUAUGUCAAAUUACCAUGUAUAUCAAUCACUUAGUAAUGUUUUAGAACUAUGUCAAAUACUAGUGUGUGUUAUAUUUCUUUGUGUGUGGGGAUGUUUUGAAGUAUGCAAUUCUUCACAUAUAUAUGUAUCAUAUGAGUGCAUUAAUAACAUCUUUGAUGUCAUGUAUAACACUAAAAAAAUGUGAUUUAUCGACUUAUAAAAAUCUUAACAUAUUGACAUU